This is a messenger RNA of Salvelinus namaycush (lake trout), 3335 nucleotides long. Its product is annotated as ETS-related transcription factor Elf-4-like. The record is from RefSeq and is a predicted model, not a curated record. Gene Ontology annotation, molecular function: sequence-specific DNA binding; DNA-binding transcription factor activity, RNA polymerase II-specific. Gene Ontology annotation, biological process: regulation of transcription by RNA polymerase II; cell differentiation. Bases 727 to 2673 code for a protein of 648 amino acids. The transcript has 10 exons. NCBI's taxonomy places the organism in Eukaryota, Metazoa, Chordata, Actinopteri, Salmoniformes, Salmonidae. Gene Ontology annotation, cellular component: nucleus.
UGACUCACAGGGAGAGCCAAAGGCAAGUUGCUUCACUACACUUCUCCUUUUUAAAAAUUCAAACAGCAGCCAUUGCCUCGCUUUUUCUCCUUUUCAGUUUUGUGGCAGAGGUAGAGGGCAGGUCAGUGUUCCACACCUUCUGUACAGCACUGUGUCCCUCUGCUCUCUGGAGGCACUUCCUUACUUGGAUUAUUUUUCUUAAUUGCAGUGGUAUCACUUUUUCCCCUUCAGUUUUUUAAGUCACGUAGAUCUGUCAUGUGCUCUACUGUUAACAUGGAGUUCGACACCCAAGCCCCGUGUCUUUGAGGCUUGCUUAUCAGGACUUAAUCAGGCCACCGGAGCCCUGCACGAAUGUUGCUCAUUCUGUAAGGCAGAUGAAGAUCAGCAGGUAUUCAUUGCAACUCACGGGGGAUGACAGAAAAGCUGGUGCUGGGCCACCAUUAUCUUCUACGCAGUUGUGGCAGGUGUAGAUGCUCCAGACGCAGCAGGCCCCAGGAAGAGGCUGCCUCCAUCCAGGCUCAGCGCGGCUCUUCUCUCAAACAAGUGUGAAGAGGCCACUGGAGAAUCUCAAGAAGGGAAGACAUUUUGUUGUGACCCACAGUGACUCUUCAGCAGUGACAUUGACAUUUGAACCUUGGGUGCAGUCUGGUGGAUUUUCUGGACAGUCCCUGGAGGGGUAGGAAAACACCCUACCCAUCUGUGUCCUACCCUCGGAUCUUCAUCACCAUGGCAACAGCAGUGCAGCCCAAUGAGCUAGUGUUUGAGUUUGCCAGCAAUGGAAUGGAUGAGAUCAAUCAGCUGGAUGACCCGUCCGUGUUUCCAGCUGUCAUCGUAGAGCAGGUGCCCGCCGCUGACCUGAUGCAGGUCUACUCGGGCAUGGAAUCGGACGAGGUGGCCAACGGCAUCAUGGUGGACACCACUCUACACGUGGUGGAGGAGGCCAUUAUGGUCGGAGACGUGGGCCUCUCAGAAACGACGGUGUCAGACACAGAGGACAGCAUGGAGACCAACGAGGCUGCGGCAGCCCUUCUCAACAUGGAGUCCCCGAACAACAUCCUGGACGAGAAGCGCAUGAUUCACACCUAUGGGACCAUGUUGGAGUCUGACUACACCUACAUCCCUCUUCGGCCGGAGGCCAAUGGCUGCAUGGAUGUAUCGCUGGACGAGGAAACAUCCUCCAUGGACGAGAUCCCACAGAGGAGCGUGUCCAAACCACAGAGGAAAACUAAAGUGCGCAAGCCGCGGGCGGUGCGUCCAUGCUCCCCCAUCACCACUCCCAGCCUGCCAUUCAAGAAGAAGAGCAAGGAGGGCAAAGGGAACACCAUCUACCUAUGGGAGUUCCUCCUGGCCCUGUUGCAGGACAAGAACACCUGUCCCAAGUACAUCAAGUGGACGCAGAGGGAGAAGGGCAUCUUUAAGCUGGUGGACUCCAAGGCUGUGUCCAAACUGUGGGGCAAGCACAAGAACAAACCCGACAUGAACUAUGAAACCAUGGGCAGGGCACUCAGGUAUUACUACCAGCGCGGUAUCCUGGCUAAGGUGGAGGGCCAGCGGCUGGUCUACCAGUUUAAAGAGAUGCCUCUUGACCUAGUGGUGAUAGAUGAUGAGGACACAUGCCCCGAACUCAGCGCUGGCUACGGGGGUCAGCGCCCCAGCCAUCACGGCCGGGGAAUGGGUGGCCGUGGAGGCCCCAGAGGCGGUCACGGAAAGAACCAUGCUCAUGGGCGCCAUCCUAUAUCGGUAAAACAAGUGAAGAGAGAGCCCAUUGAUAUGGAUGGAGGGCUGUACCAUGAGGUCAACGGGACACAUGCAGAACAGAUGAACCAGACGGUCCACGUGCUGCAGCCCAACCAGGGGGCGGCUGUGCCGGCCUCCUCACACAACUCGAGGAACAUCAACAUGGCUACCUCCGUUCCCAUGGUCCUGACAUCGUCCGGACAGUUGCAGCCCCUCCUGUCCAAUGGUGACUCCUCCAGCCACUCUUCCCCGCCCAGGAUUAUCCUCCACACUGUCCCCUCCACCACCGCGGGGGGAAAAGAUGUCCUCACCAUCCAGACGGCUUCCUUGGCCACCGGGGCAGGCAGCCUCCAGGACCACCACCAUCAACACCAGCAGCCCCAGUUUCUGGUCACCAGUCUGGGCUCCACCACGGGGGUCAUCAACUCCACCACGGCUUCCCUCAAUGGUCUCCCCCGCCUAGUUACCCUCAACGCGGCCACUGGUCAGCCCAUGGUGGCCCAGCAACCAGGAACAGUCAUCGCCACCGUGCUCAAGUCCUCGAGUGGUGACGAGCUCCUCCAUGGCCUGCACGGCAUCAAGGAGGAGAUGCUGGACCCUUACUACCUGCAGUCGUGGGUUAAUGGAGACCCGUCCUUUGGGAUGGAGGCAGGGGAAGCAGAGCUCACCUACAGGACUGUGAUCAUUGGGACGAAUCAAAGUCUUGGGCAGAGCCAGGGAGAGACUGGCAGCGAGUCUCCAGUGAACGGACACCUUGCCCAGGGAAGCAGCCCCAGCGAGGGCCUUACCCCUGUGGAGGAGCUGGAGGUGCGUGGGGAGAUGGCUCUGCAGCCAGAGCACAUGCUGGGGGUCAAGGGGCUCCAGGAGCUGCCGGAGAUCACCCUCCACCUCCCGUCCUCCUUCAUCCAGAUCAAGACAGAGCCCACGGAGGCCUAGUAGGCCUGGACUCUCCCACCAAAGCUGGACUAUUGGAAUCAACAUAAAAAAAGACUUCUUAACUAAGUUUCCUUUUCCUUAUCCGAAUGAUAAUCUGAUUUUGAAAAGCGAUGGAUUUUUGAAAUAUAGAGCGACAAACAGGCCAAAUGUUGGCCCCUGCAGGAUAUUUUUAUUUACUCACAGCUGUUCUGGUCACGAGCCUACAUUUGACCUUCAAGGGAUUGUUUUGUGAUGUGUUGGUGAAGGCUCCAUCGAUCCAAUAGAGCUCCACAGUGGAGGUGUUAUAAUACCCAUAAAAGCUAGCUGUCAAACAGGGAAAUGGUUUGAACCGUUUUUCCACCAUCCAUUUUUAGAAACACUUAAAAUGAGGGUGGUUUCGUGUAGGCGUACUGUGGCGUUACAUUUGAUAACCAUGUAAAUCUCUCUUGGACAAGGUGACUUUUAUCAAUAUAUUCGGUUCUAUUUACUCUCAGACUUGAAAAUGCUAAUUAGCAUCAAAGUAGACAUCAUGCAAGACUACAAAUCCCUGCAAGCUCCUACACGUCAUCUCUAACUGACACUUUGCUAACAGGUAUUGUGUCAAUUUAAAACUUGCACAAGACAGUUCACAGAAUUAUCAAUUUAGAUACAUUUUGCCAAUUUAUUCAUUACUAAAUUUAGCU